AUGAACGCGAAACAUAAAGGAGGAAUGUCGGCUCUUUUGGUGCAGAUAGAAUACUACUUCUGUGACUUGAACAUCAUUCAGGAUAAGUUUUUGUUGGGCGUUAUUGAAACCCAAAACGGGUUUGUCCCGAUUGAUACCCUUUUGGGAUUUGUGAAGGUGAAGGAACUCACGACGUCAGCGGAGGAGAUUGUGAAAGCCGUAGAGACGUCCAAAACACUUGUUUUGUCUGAAGACAAGAAGAGCAUUAAGCGCGUGAAACCGAUUCCAACGGAAGCGGAAGUUACGAGAGAUCGUUGUUUGUGA
Messenger RNA from Entamoeba invadens IP1, 303 nucleotides. RefSeq names its product lupus la ribonucleoprotein, putative. Gene Ontology annotation, molecular function: mRNA binding. The record is from RefSeq and is a predicted model, not a curated record. Gene Ontology annotation, cellular component: nucleus. Gene Ontology annotation, biological process: RNA processing. The coding region runs from base 1 to 303 and encodes 100 amino acids. NCBI's taxonomy places the organism in Eukaryota, Evosea, Mastigamoebida, Endamoebidae. The transcript has a single exon.